Messenger RNA from Fundulus heteroclitus (mummichog), 1480 nucleotides. Its product is annotated as neuromedin-K receptor. The record is from RefSeq and is a predicted model, not a curated record. Lineage: Eukaryota; Metazoa; Chordata; Actinopteri; Cyprinodontiformes; Fundulidae. Gene Ontology annotation, cellular component: plasma membrane; sperm midpiece. Gene Ontology annotation, molecular function: tachykinin receptor activity. Gene Ontology annotation, biological process: G protein-coupled receptor signaling pathway; positive regulation of flagellated sperm motility.
UUCUUAAAACUUCAGUCUCCUCUGGGACAAACAAUCCAUGUUUUGGAUUAUAAAAAUAGAAAAAACUGGUAGGUUUAUUCUGAGGGCAUUAGGAGACCAAACCCACCUAACCCUGAAACCGUUUGGUUCUCAACGCGUGCGACACGCCCACUCCACAUGUGCAGAGCCCCGCUCCAGGCGUCGGGACCACUCUCUCUUUCGCACCAGAUGCAUUCAGGAGGAGCAGAUCCCUCCGAGAACACGCGGGGAAUGACCCCUGAACGCGAUGUCUCCAACACCACCACCUCGGCCACCACCAGAGUCCUGGCCAACCAGUUCGCGCAGCCUGCGUGGCGCAUCGCGCUCUGGUCCGUGGCGUACAUCACUGUGCUGGCAGUGGCCGUCUUCGGCAACCUGAUCGUAAUUUGGAUCAUUCUUGCGCAUAAGCGGAUGAGGACCGUCACCAACUACUUCCUACUGAACCUGGCUUUCUCCGACGCAUCCAUGGCUGCCUUCAACACGCUCAUCAACUUCAUCUACGCGGCCCACGGAGACUGGUACUUUGGAGAGGUCUACUGCAGGUUUCACAACUUCUUCCCGGUCACAGCUGUGUUUGCAAGUAUCUACUCCAUGGCAGCCAUAGCCUUAGACAGAUACAUGGCGAUCAUCCACCCUCUGAAGCCUCGGCUGUCUGCCAAAGCCACAUUAGGAGUUAUCUUCUGCAUCUGGACCCUAGCUGUGGUUCUGGCCUUCCCUCUCUGCUACUUCUCCACCACCAGAACGUUACCAGGCAGGACCUUCUGCUACGUGGCCUGGCCCCGCACGGCUGACGACCCCUUCAUGUAUCACAUCAUAGUUUGUGUCCUGGUUUAUGUGCUGCCCUUAGCUGUGAUGGGCAUCGCUUACACGAUAAUCGGCGUGUCACUGUGGGGAAGUGAGGUCCCUGGAGACUCAUCUGAAAACUAUCAUGCACAGCUCCUGGCUAAAAGGAAGGUGGUGAAGAUGAUGAUCAUCGUGGUGGUGACUUUUGCCCUCUGCUGGUUGCCGUAUCACGUCUACUUCAUUGUGACCGGUCUCAAUAAGAGCCUGAUGAGGUGGAAGUACAUCCAGCAGGUUUACCUGACAGUGCUGUGGCUGGCCAUGAGCUCCACCAUGUACAACCCCAUCAUCUACUGCUGCCUCAACAGCAGGUUCAGGGCUGGCUUCAAGCGGGUCUUCCGCUGCUGUCCCUUCGUCCGGAUGUCAAGCUACGACGAGCUGGAGCUCCGGAGCACCAGACUCCGGGCGUGCCACCAGAGCAGCAUGUGCACCCUCUCUCGAGUAGACACCAGCAUCCUGAGCAAAAACAAGAGCGUCUGUUCUCGGGGAACCAGGUCCAAAGCAAACGCUGAGCUGUCUAAUAAAGACAGCUAAACUCCAUGGGACACACUCUUGCAGGCUGCUCAGAAGAUUAUGUUUACAUUGUUUUCAGCUGAGGCUCAGUGUUUUGUGUUUAGAGGUG